Messenger RNA from Lactuca sativa (garden lettuce), 816 nucleotides. NCBI's taxonomy places the organism in Eukaryota, Viridiplantae, Streptophyta, Magnoliopsida, Asterales, Asteraceae. The record is from RefSeq and is a predicted model, not a curated record.
AUGACUGGAACUCCUGGAGCUGCUGCUGGUACCCCUGCUGUGAACCCAAAUGCACCUGUUCCAAACAUCAUGGCUAAUCAUGCCGAGCGACCUGAAAAAUUUUCUGUUUUGAACUUCAAGAAGCAGCAGCUGAAGAUGCUAUUCUACUUGACCAUUUUGAACUUGGAUCGGUUCCUAGAAACUGCUCUUGUAAUUGUUGAGGGACAGACUGUUGCUCAAUCUUUGAAUGCAGUGGAAUGGAAGCACUCAAAGUUUCUGUGCCACAACUAUGUGUUGAAUGGGCUAAUUGAUGCACUUUAUAAUGUCUAUUGUAAAGUUGCAACUGCUAAGGAACUAUGGGAGUCUUUAGAAAGGAAGUAUAAGACAAAAGAUGCUGGUACCAAGAAGCAUGUUGUUGCUAAGUUCUUGGAAUACAAAAUGAUUGACUCAAAAUCUGUUAUGAGUAAAGUCCAAGACCUUCAGGUAAUUAUACAUGAUAACAAUGAAGAAGGGAUGGACCUUAAUGAGUCUUUCCAAGUUGCAUCAAUGGUUGAAAAGCUUCCUCUCGGUUGGAUAGACUUCAAAAAAUACCUUAAGCAUAAGCGAAAGGAGUUGUCUGUAGAGGAACUGGCGGUGCGUCUUCGCAUUGAAGAAGACAAUCGAAUGGAUUUGAAGAAAGGCAGUGAAGUUGAAUCUUCUAAGGUUUAUACAGUGAAAGCUCGUCACACUUCCAAGAGAAAAGGCAAGGGACCUCACAAAGGGAAAGCAAAUGGAAAAAACUUAGGCCCCAAGGCAGGAACUUUCAAUAAGAAAUUCAAGUGCUACAAUUAUGGUUAA